UAUAUUGUCAAGCCAAAAAAUGUAUUAUUGUGGAAUGACAUAGAGUGACAUUUACAUCAGCGCCGUAUAUCGGAUUAAUUUCGCUUAGCAAAGGGGGAAAUGUCGUACUCGCUCCUUUAUAAGUGUCCUUUUAUCCUACUAUUUAGUAUUUUAUAGAACUGUGUAUAAGGCAAUUUUGGUUAUACAUGAAGUUAAGAUUAUGAUUAAAGACUACCAUAUAUCAGAAGAAAAGAGUUUUAUAGGUUUCCUUUUAUGCAUCUCUUUAGUAUUUUCUACGCAUAGCAUUAUUUUGCAGGGUGUACAUGAACUUGCGAGUAUUAUUGGAUUGGUUAUAUAUUUCGUUCUUUGUUUUACAACAAUACCAUUGUCAUUGAGUAAAUUUUACCCCGAUUCUUGCUUUCAUAACUCUUGGUUUAACAAAUUGUAUCAUGCUACGGUGUGGAUAUUAUGCGAAAUGUGUUCCUAUUCAAUAAUUAUUUGUUUAUGGAUUGAAGGUGUGAAAUUAAACCGUAAAGACUACAUAUUACAACCCAUGUUGCUCAUUUCAGCCACCACAAUCGCUAUUUUAAGUAGUUUGAAUCACAUUCUAUUAAUUCAACAUCACAUUUUUAAGUCGAACAUUAAUGUGUACAUUUAUCUGGUUAAAUUAAUGCGUUUUGGUCUAUAUAUGACAUGGAUUAAUCUUAUUGCGAUAAACAUUUAUCCGGGUCUCAUGAUAUUCGAAUUGGUCCAAAUCGGUUUUAUGAGACUUUAUACGUGUUUCUUAGUUACUUACAUUUCCGAAACGAGCGCAUCUCAAAGUGAAACUGAACUUGUAAUCGUUUAUGCUACAUUCUCAAGCAUACCAUGGUAUAUUGCUUUCAUAAAGGGAAUUUUUUUUUCUUAUUGGCUGUUACCGCCAAAACCUGACCCAGAACUUGAAUCGACACUUUUGUAUGUAUAUGGAUUUUUAUGGUUUUGUUUUGUGCGCUUCUCUUAUAUGAAUAAUACAGUAAGGCAUAUUGAAGACAUUCUCGAAGACUUCGAGGACGAAUUUACGCUUGAGGAUUUUAUGGAAUAUUUUCAAAUAGACGAAGCUUAUUGUAAACAUUCAAAGUAUAUUCAAUUGUAGUCGCUUCAGAAACGCGAAUUUCAUCGUAUAUUUGUCGUGAGGUGAUCAGUGUUGAAGACGUAAAGUGUACAUGAACAAUUCCAUUUAUUUCGGAAAAUGGUAUAUUUUGCUCUCGAUGGCUUCAGAAAUUAUCUCUAUGUUAUGCUAACAAAAAAAUACAAAAUGAUGGAAUCUGUAUUUGUUUCGGUUUAAAUAGGAAUUUUAUUUGUAAACAUUUUAAAAUCAUAAUAAAUUGAACAUAAUGCUGCGUUAAAUGAGCAUAACCAUACGAAUA
Messenger RNA from Contarinia nasturtii (swede midge), 1385 nucleotides. RefSeq lists its product as uncharacterized. The record is from RefSeq and is a predicted model, not a curated record. The transcript is spliced from 8 exons. Bases 200 to 1111 code for a protein of 303 amino acids. Lineage: Eukaryota; Metazoa; Arthropoda; Insecta; Diptera; Cecidomyiidae.